Messenger RNA from Prinia subflava (tawny-flanked prinia), 2872 nucleotides. It is a transcript of the gene HSD17B2, whose product is annotated as hydroxysteroid 17-beta dehydrogenase 2. Gene Ontology annotation, molecular function: testosterone dehydrogenase (NAD+) activity; estradiol 17-beta-dehydrogenase [NAD(P)+] activity. Bases 25 to 1185 code for a protein of 386 amino acids. The transcript is spliced from 5 exons. Gene Ontology annotation, biological process: steroid metabolic process. Gene Ontology annotation, cellular component: intracellular membrane-bounded organelle. The record is from RefSeq and is a predicted model, not a curated record. Lineage: Eukaryota; Metazoa; Chordata; Aves; Passeriformes; Cisticolidae.
UGGAGCGCGGCUGCUCCGCCGCCGAUGGAUGCAGCGGCGGGCAGCGCCCUGGGCUGGCUCUGCGCGGGGGUCUCCACAUUUUUGGGGCUGCAGGCGCUGUGCAGGGCCCGCAGCAGCCGGCGGGGCAGGGCCAGGGCGCUGCUGUGGAGCCUGCUGCCCGCGGGGCUGUGUGCGGGAGCGCUGGGCGCCGCCGGGGCGCUGGCGCUGUUGGCGGCCGUGUGCCUGCUCCGCGCCCUGUGCGGGGACAGCGACCUGCUGCCCGUGCGGGACAGAGCCGUGCUCAUCACAGGGACUGACACUGGGAUUGGACAUGCACUGGCUAAAUACCUGGACAGCCUGGGUUUUGUGGUGUUUGCUGGGGUUCUGAACAAGGAUGGCCCUGGAGCUGAGGAGCUGCGGCGCUCCUGUUCGCAGAGACUCUCUGUUCUGCAGCUGGAUGUCACCAGUACUACUCAGGUCAAGGAGGCCUAUCUGACAGUCUCAGAGAAGGUGCAAAAUGCAGGGCUCUGGGGUGUCGUGAACAACGCAGGCAUCCUGGGCUUCCCUGCUGAUGGGGAGCUGCUCCCCAUGAGCACCUACAGGCACUGCAUGGAGGUGAAUUUCUUCGGGGCCGUGGAGGUGUCCAAGACCUUCCUGCCCUUGCUGCGGAGGUCGCAGGGGAGGCUGGUGAACAUGUCCAGCAUGGCAGGAGGCAUUCCACUACCGAGGUAUGCUGCUUACGGGGCAUCCAAAGCUGCUCUGUCCAUGUUUUCUGGAGUAAUGAGGCAAGAGCUUUCCAAAUGGGGCAUUAAAGUCAUGGCAAUCCAUCCAUCAGGCUUCAGAACAGGUAUCGAGGGCACGGCUGAGCAGUGGGACCAGCACGAGAAGGAGCUGAUGGAGAACCUCCCUGCAGACACCAGGCAGGCCUAUGGGGAGGAAUAUCUCCUGGGGCUGAGGAAUUACCUGCUGCACCUGCCCUCCCAUUGUGCCCCUGACCUGUCCCCUGUGCUGGCUGCUGUCCUGCACGCUCUGCUGGCCAGGAGCCCCCAGGGCCUUUACACCCCUGGCAGGGGGGCCUACGUCCCCCUCUGCAUCUUCUGCUGCUUCCCCCUCUGGUUCUACGACUUCUUCAUCAGCAAGAUGCUGAGUGCUGGCUCUGUUCCAAGGCAGCUGAGGACUUCAGGAGAUGAAGGCAAGAAUCUCUGAGGUGUCCCCUGGUGUUUCUCUCACCGGGUGGGGUAGCUGGGAAGAACUCUGUACAGACUCUGCUGCUUAUUGUGCUUUAAGUUGCAUUGACACCAUGUUGCAAAUCUUUGUGUUGAGAGUAAUGUUUGGGAAAAGCAGUGGAUAAACAUAAAUAGAAAGCUGUUCCCAGAUGGGGCAUUUUUUGAGGGGUUUCAGUGUUUUCCUGUUGUCUUCGUAUCCUGCUUUCUGUGUAAGGUACCUCAUGAAAUUAUAUAAUUCCUGUCUGCUUCUAAAGGCAUCACCAGCACACAGAGAUGCAGAACAUGUUUUGUUAAAGCAAAACAAAAACCCCUAGAGAGUUACCAACCUUAAAUCUUAUAAGAAGUUAAAUAUAUUCCUGUUGUUAAAGAGACUUAGAACUGUGUAAUCCAAGUCUUUUUCUCUACAGCUUCAGCCUAAUAUGUUUGGGGUCUGGUGUUUUCAUUCUGUUGCUGUUGAACCUGAGAAAUUAUUGUCCUUUUCCCCCAAGUUUUGUAAUGUAUAGUUUUAAAGUUUGUAAUGUGUUCUCUUUGCUAGAAUAAGCAAUAUGCAUUAGUUGGUGGGGGGGAUGAAUGCAAACAGAUCAAGAUCUUUAUGAAGAGAGAAACCAUUUCCUUCCUACAGUAAUAAAAAUAGUCAAAGUGGGUGUAUCAGCUGCUAAUUUGAUCUGUCAGGGUCAUUCUGUACACUGCCUGUAUAUCCCUGUGCUUAUCUAAUUGUUAGUAAACUCUGAUGUCACUUCUGCUUUUUGUACAAUUUCUUGCUUAUGUUUGGGUUUACAAAGAAUUCAUGUUUUUGCCCACUUUUCCUCAUACCUUCUUAUGUCUCCCUGUGCUUUUGGGGGGAGCUUGUGCUCACUUGUCUGAGAUCAGCCACUCUUCAUGUGGCUUUGCUGGAGUCCAGUGUCCAAUUUCUGAUGGAUUUGGGUUGCUCCCCUUCCCUAAUUUCACUCCAGGAGCACUAGGUGCCCUCCCUGAUGCCCCAUACCAUAAACCCCUCAGCAGUGGCAAGUGUUUGGGGACUCAUCUGUAUUUUCCCUAUCCUAUUCCCUUUUUACAUUUUCUGUCACAUCCUUGAAAGGCUGUGAUAUUUUGAAGGAAAUCCUCAUCCUUCCAACUCCCAUGGUUUGGCCAUGUGUCCUGUCUUUGACAAGAUGCAUUUCUUUUCCAGUGAUGAAAAACUAAAAGUGAUCACAUUGUGAGCUUUAAGUGCAGGCACAUUCACAAAUUUUUCCUUUCCUUUCUGAGCAAUUUCUAACUCUUCUGUCCUAAUCCUACUUGUGUGAUGUGCUCUUGCACCCAACUGGACAAAAUCACAAUUUAAUUUGCAGCUAUAGAAUUUAUUCCAUCACUGUCCUGUGUCUGUUACCUCAGUGCAAGACUCCUGUAAAUGCACAGAGGAUGCUCAGGCCACCUUUUGAAUCUGUGCUGCAGCUGGGAGAACCCUCCUGUCCUGUACACUUUGUCACAAUAGCUGCUUUUUCUUCUGAGGUCACCUGGUGGGUUUGUAUCAGCAGCCUGGUUGCAGAAUUUUGCUUUCCUUGGAGAAAGUGUACUCAAUGUUUUGAACUCAGGAAAUCUGAGACUAUUUCUCUCUCUCUCUCUCUUUUCCAGUUUCUUCCUUGAUCUAUUUCCCCAAUUUUUUAAUGUGUCAGCAAAAAUGUGUAAUA